AUGCCAUUUGCAGACUGGAUCCCAGCAAUGAUUGGGCACGCUGCCAUGUGCAAGAUGCUACUUGGCUGUGGAGCGGGUAUGACAGAUUGCCUUGCAAUUGCCGCUGGCACAGCAGCGGACACUCACACGAGCAGUAAAUCAUCUUCACCCUUUUCGAUCGCAUCUAUCUAUAUAUUCGGGUCUGCAUUCGCGUUUGUAUUUACCUCCCUACAGCUUAUAUACCCCGGUGAGGCCAUGUCGAACGAUACGAGAGGUAAGAGAAAGCGGGUUUCCCAGCUAACAGCUGGUACGGCUGGAAUCGUGAACGCGUUUUGUGACGCCCGUUGGACAAUUAAGAUCAAAUACUGGUUCUACGUCUUCUUCGCCUUCUGA
Molecule: messenger RNA, 372 nt
Organism: Paracoccidioides lutzii Pb01
Exons: 2
Coding region: 1-372 (123 amino acids)
Biological process (GO): transmembrane transport
Cellular component (GO): membrane
Molecular function (GO): transmembrane transporter activity
Source: RefSeq, a predicted model, not a curated record